AUGGCAUCACCCUCAGGCAAUCAUUCCUCCAGCGCCGAUGAUCCGCCUAUUUCGACGACCACUACGCUGCGGUUGCCCCCUUUUUGGCGCCAGAACCCGCCGUCUUGGUUCAGACAAGUCGAGACCCAAUUUCAGCUUCGACAUAUCCAGUCCCAACAGUCAAAGUAUUUUCACGUUUUGGCUGGUCUUCCUCCGGAAGUUGCGGCAGAACUGGACGACGUCCUCGCCGCAGUUCAGCUCGAUCAGCCGUACGACGUUCUGAGGACCGCCAUCUUGGACAGAAUGGAAGUGUCCGCACGCGCUAAACUCGAGCAGCUAUUCUCUGAUGAAGACUUGGGCGACCGUAAGCCAUCGCAGAUGCUCCAUCGCAUGAAACAGCUCCUCGGCGAUUCCGCUACCGAAGCGCAGCAACCCAUCUUGAGAGAGGUGUUCUUUCAAAGACUUACGCAAGCGAUGCGUGUGGUUUUGGCAGGGUCGGAAGAUUUAUCCCUCGACCGACUGGCCACAUUGGCUGACCGGAUUGCGGAUUACUCAGAGCCCCCUAAGCCGUCCAUCAUGGCCGCAGCCACCUCGGAGCAGUCCCCGCGCUUGGACCGCAUUGAGCUCCAGCUUCAACAGCUCACUGAUGCCUUGCAGUCUCUCACGGCUGCCGGCGCCGUAGCCGUUCCGCUCCCCUAUCCCGCCGUCGCUCAUCACCGACUCCUUCUCAAGAACCCCAGGCCGCUAACCGGCUUUUCUGGAAAACCAACGGGCCGAUCAGUGAUGGCGGCAGGCGAUCCCGGCCCCACUCCCAGCCGCCUCUUCACUAUACGCGACCGCAUCGCAGGCUACCGUCUUGUGGUCUACACUGGCGCUGAGUUCAGCGUAAUUCCAGCGUCUGCUGCUGAUCGUCGCCGUUCCCACUCCGGCUCAAACCUUCAAGCCGCAAACGGCACAGCGAUCAAGACAUAUGGGCUACGCUCCUUAACGCUCGACCUUGAACUGAGGCGAACUUUCCGCUGGGUGUUCGUUAUCGCCGACGUCACGCAACCCAAACUAGGCGCCGAUUUCUUGGCAUUCUUCAACCUUGCCGUUAAUGUCCGCCAUCGUCGCUUAUGUGACAGCACCACUACGCUUAAGGUAACAGGUGCCUCGUCUCCGCAAGCUCCGACCGGUAUCCGCGCGCUUCGUCCUCCUUCGCCAUACGCCGCGCUUCUGGACGAGUUCCCGGACAUUACGAAGCCCUGUAACCUGAAGGCCUAA
This is a messenger RNA of Ornithodoros turicata, 1242 nucleotides long. RefSeq lists its product as uncharacterized. Lineage: Eukaryota; Metazoa; Arthropoda; Arachnida; Ixodida; Argasidae. The coding region runs from base 1 to 1242 and encodes 413 amino acids. The record is from RefSeq and is a predicted model, not a curated record. The transcript has 2 exons.